GGCUGUGCUGCGGCCGCCCUCCGUCCGUGCUCCUCCUCACCUGGCUCUGCGCGCCCCUGCUCGGCCGGCCCGGAGCCGCACACGCGGCAUAGCAGAGGAGAUGCUGUGUUUUGAGAGAAGCUUCAUCUGGAAACAACACGUACCCUGAGGAUGCUGUAUCGUUGCACAGGAGGUCGUCUUACAGGAACACAGAAAUGGUGAAAGUGCAACUUUGCCUCUGCAUUGCUUCAAGCUGUAUCUGAACCUUCUUUUAUUGCUAAAAGUGAAGAUCGUUUGUUUAAGCAUUUGUUUGAAGACUAUCAAAGAUGGGUUCGUCCAGUGGAACGCUUGAAUGACACAAUAAAAAUCAAGUUUGGCCUUGCAAUCUCUCAGCUAGUAGAUGUGGAUGAGAAAAAUCAAUUGAUGACAACAAAUGUGUGGUUGAAACAGGAAUGGAUAGAUGUAAAAUUAAGGUGGAAUCCUGAAGACUAUGCUGGAAUAACAUCUAUCCGUGUUCCAUCAGAUUCUAUUUGGAUUCCAGAUAUUGUGCUGUAUGACAAUGCAGAUGGACGUUUUGAGGGAACAUCUACAAAAACUGUGGUAAAAUAUGAUGGCACCAUUGCUUGGACUCCACCAGCAAACUACAAAAGUUCUUGUACUAUUGAUGUAACAUUCUUCCCCUUUGACCUUCAAAAUUGUUCAAUGAAAUUUGGUUCCUGGACUUAUGAUGGCUCACAGGUUGAUCUAAUUCUUGAAGAUUAUGAUGUAGACAAAAGAGACUUUUUUGAUAAUGGAGAAUGGGAAAUAGUGACUGCAACAGGGAGCAAAGGAAACAGGACUGAUGGAUGCUGCUGGUAUCCUUUUGUUACAUAUUCAUUUAUAAUUAGGCGUUUGCCACUUUUUUACACUUUGUUUCUCAUUAUUCCUUGUAUUGGGCUUUCAUUUCUAACUGUCCUUGUCUUCUAUCUUCCUUCAAAUGAAGGUGAAAAAAUUUCACUCUGCACUUCAGUACUGGUAUCUUUGACUGUUUUUCUUCUUGUUAUUGAAGAAAUUAUUCCAUCAUCUUCUAAAGUUAUCCCACUCAUAGGAGAGUACUUGGUGUUUACUAUGAUAUUUGUGACCUUGUCCAUUGUGAUCACUGUCUUUGCUAUCAACAUCCACCACCGCUCCUCGUCCACACACAACGCCAUGGCACCCUGGGUUCGCAAGAUAUUUCUGCACAAGCUGCCCAAGCUGCUCUGUAUGAGAAGCCAUGUCGAUAGGUACUUUGCUCAGAAGGAGGAAACAGCAAAUCUGAAUGGAUCAGAAUCAUCCAGGAACACCUUGGAAGCAGCUCUGGAUUCCAUCCGCUACAUUACGAGACAUGUGAUGAAGGAGAAUGAAGUUCGCGAGGUUGUUGAAGACUGGAAAUACAUUGCUCAGGUGCUUGAUCGAAUGUUCCUGUGGGCUUUUCUUCUGGUUUCAAUAAUUGGAUCACUUGUGUUAUUUAUUCCUGUUAUUCAUAAAUGGGCAAGUAUAAUAGUCCCUACCCAUAUAGGCAGUACAAAUGCAUAAAAUAUUUUUGGAGCUAUGUCCUACUGAUCUGGCUCUAAGUUUUGCAGUAGCUUUGUUUCCAUGCAUGUUCUUUGUAGGCAUGUUUCUGGUAGAGUGAAAAAAAAAUCCAGAACUAGAAAAUUAGGUUUAUCUUAAAGCAUGGCAUUCCCAGGACACAUAGAGGUCAGUCUGCUUAUUGCCAGUCUACUCAGUUACUGCCAAGCCAGGUCAGAAUUAAAAGAAUCUUUUCAAGCCAUGGCAUGUAUGAUUUAUCAAAAAAGCAGCCACUGACACCUACUGUGAUAUAGAAGGAUUUCAAUUUUUUAAUGAUGAACACUGUAGUCCAAUUAUUAAAUUACUAUAUAAAUCGUUAUACUGAAUAUUACAUAUUUGCAGUUACACAGUAGAGUUGUUUAUUUCAAUUUUGUAUACAAAGGUGAAUUUUCAUCAGUUCUCUUCAGUGUGUUGUAGAAGUCUGAAAUUUCACCAGAGUGAAAUUUAAAAUAAUAAAAAUAUAAGUUAAACUUCCUGUAUAUCUAAUAUACAACUAAGAACAGCAAUUUGGCCAUGUUUGGCCUUUAUAAAUUUUCAGGGGAAUUUGCUGCUAAAUUUUAAAGCUUGAUAAUUCUGUGAUACCAACCCGAGCAUUUAAUGAGCCUUGAAAUGCCUAAAGCAUGUAUGUAUAUUGAUGUCUCCAUCAGCUUUGGAAAGGAAGGCAAAGGCAGUUAACUGAGUUCCCAAGGUGCAUAAGUAUUCUAAGGGGCUGCAACAUUCAGAUUGCUUUACUCUUGAUGAAGAAUUUGAUACAGUGUGUGAGUUUACAGACAUGUUCAUUAUUUCCUGUAUCUGGAUGUUUCUCAGAAUUAAGAUUUUUAAGCACAGGCAGAAGGAAUUUGUGGAGCAUCUUUCUGACGGAAGUGGGUUAUAAAUUACAAUGCUGUGGAACCAAAUGGAGAUGAUUAAUGAUUUUCACAUUUGUUUAAUUGAACUUAAGAGAGCUACCUUGGAUUAGUUCUUUCACUUUAAAAAACACAUGUAACUCUAAGCAGCAAGGACUUGGAGUUUUCCAUAUUUCCUUUUUCCUAAGAUCAUUGAAAACGAACUUGCAAUUUUCCAAUUGUUCCUUUAAAAUGCAUUCUUUACACUGAUUCCAAUGCCACCUUUCUUCCUUUCUUAAUAGUUUCAUUUCUGGAAAAGACUCUAAAAUAGUUGGGUGUUUUCCUACACUAAAGUUUUUUCAGUGUUGUUCAUAAUAGAAUUGCAUCCUGUAGGCCUAAUACAGGAGUAGAGCAGGCGAGAGCAAAUCUUAGGAAGUUUUUGUUUGCUUAAAUUACUGCAUGAAUAAUAACAUGUUUAGGUGAGAAGUUUUAAUGUAAACUGUGGUAUCUUCAAUAAUUUAAAGUUUUUAUAGUGAUUAUAAAUUUGAACAACAGUAUUUGUUGUAUUUCUCCCACGCUCCCUCCCAGAUCUCCUUUAGAAAAGCCCUGCUCUAAUUAUAAUAUUGAUUACUUAUGUCAUAAUUUAUAUAUAAUUUAAUAUUUAUUUCAAAAUGUUUUAAUCUGCAGGACAGUCUUGGUUUUGUGUAGCUUUUAAAGGCUCACAGGUAGGGAAAUUAUAUCAGGCAGACCUUUUUUUUUCUUUUUUUUUUAUAGUAGCAGUUAGGGAUUUACUCUUCUUCAGUUACACAGUUACAUCUGACACUGGAUAUCCAUGUUUCCUCUAUUCCCAUCAUAACUUGCAAGGUGAAUUUGCAAAGAUUAUCUGUUUUAAUUUGUUAAUAUAAGAGCUUUAACUUCCCAGCAUUGCUAAGGUUAAACAAUGCAUCAAUGACUUUUUCUGUGUGCAACUUGCAGAAAUACUUCAGAUAGCUUGUUUCCUCUUCAAAUACAGCAUUUCUUUUUAAAGUCUUCCAUAGGUUUGAAUUACUGAAAUUUACUCUUACCUGUAGAGAAAGCAAAGUGAGUACAACUGUAGAUUAUAUAUAUAUCUUAUUUUUUUACUCUCCAUUUCAUCUUUUCCCUCUUGUUCAAUGAUGUCUCCAGGCUGCUCAGUUACAUCAUGAUGGGGAGCACAUUGUCCAGUGGAGUCACGCUCUCUAUGAUAGUAACUCACAGUUUUUGCAAAUGCAUGAAUUUCUUUUAGUGACUUCUAGUCUGAUCAUGAUAGAUUCAGAUAACACAGCUGACACUGGAAUCCUUGGGGUCUUCUGCUUAUCAGGUGUGUCUGAAACAAAAGAAUGCUAAUAUACUCAGAAGCAUGGACUUUUACUUCUGUAACUUACUGCUGAAUGUAUUGAACUGUAGGUAAUACUACCUUAUAUAGAUCUCUGUCACUUGCUCAAAAUAAA
Molecule: messenger RNA, 3859 nt
Organism: Passer montanus (Eurasian tree sparrow)
Lineage: Eukaryota; Metazoa; Chordata; Aves; Passeriformes; Passeridae
Gene: CHRNA5
Product: cholinergic receptor nicotinic alpha 5 subunit
Exons: 7
Coding region: 403-1533 (376 amino acids)
Biological process (GO): regulation of membrane potential; nervous system process; monoatomic ion transmembrane transport
Cellular component (GO): synapse; postsynaptic membrane; neuron projection
Molecular function (GO): acetylcholine-gated monoatomic cation-selective channel activity; transmembrane signaling receptor activity
Source: RefSeq, a predicted model, not a curated record